AUGUUUGUCGAACAUAAGCCGGAAUAUCUUUCGAGUACACAGUCUCACACCCCUCCAUCAUGCCACUCAAUGGCCUCCUCCUUCUCAGAGCCCUGGGAGGCAGCAAUCAUGACCCCAACGACACCACCACGAUCGUCAAAUUGUGUAAAGCUCGAAAAUGAAUAUGCUACAUCGUCAUCAUCGUUUUACAACACUCCAGAGAAAUUUGGCGCUAGUUUGGAGUACUCUCAGUUAUCUCAUAUACCAGAAGAUUCGAUGUCGGCAUAUUUAAACGUACCUAUAGAGUUUUCCAGAGAUAUGCAAGCUUCAACGAACAACAGUUUCAUGAUGUAUAACACUUUGGAGUACGAUGGACUCCCAGGAACAACCGGCAGCCAGGGACUCUCCAGCGUAGCACCAUCUCUGGAUAUGGAUCCAUACUCACCUUCAGGCUCCGGUUCAUCCCAAGCUUCAGCAGACUUUGUCGUUCCAUCACAAACCACCUUCCUCAACGCUUUGGAGUUCCAGUCACCUAUGAAGGCUGUCGGUUCCAUGCACUUCGAUUUGUCGUAUGACAGUCCAACCUCAUCUCACUUCGCAUCGGAUUUUCCAAUGGAUAAUUCGCCAACAGGCAACCUAGCCAGCAGUAUGACUUACUUCAUGCCACAGUCUUUCGACUACAAAUCCGCUUCCGCAACACCUCAAAAGCCCCAAUUCCGUCAGCCAAUAUGCAGUGGGCUUCCAAGUUCCCUAGCUCUCCGACAAGUCACAAAUAUUCCCAGUCUAAAGCGAGAGACAACUGCUUUAGUGAAGCGAAAAUUGAAACGAGAGGUCAGGGAAGAUAUUCCUCCCAACAUGAAAGUCCACCCCGAAGCAAAGCAUCAAUGCAUGUGGCUUAACUGCGAUCGCAAAUUUCAGAGAAAAGAACACCUGCGAAGACAUGAGAGAAAACAUGCCGGGACAGAUGCGUUUCCGUGCAUUUUUUGCGAAAAAGUAUUUAACCGAUGUGACAACCUCAAACAGCACGUCUGGAUCCACUGCCAACCAAAGAAGAAGGCAUCACGCACAGAUUAUUACCCCGAGGCGAUUUUGGAGUUCAAUCGGAUGAACACGAAGAAGAGAAAGCCAGUUCGAACGCCAGUUCCAAAAGCAGAAUGGCAGGACUGA
Molecule: messenger RNA, 1146 nt
Organism: Glarea lozoyensis ATCC 20868
Lineage: Eukaryota; Fungi; Ascomycota; Leotiomycetes; Helotiales; Helotiaceae
Product: C2H2 and C2HC zinc finger
Exons: 1
Coding region: 1-1146 (381 amino acids)
Biological process (GO): regulation of transcription by RNA polymerase II
Molecular function (GO): RNA polymerase II cis-regulatory region sequence-specific DNA binding; DNA-binding transcription factor activity
Source: RefSeq, a predicted model, not a curated record